GGAGCAAACGUCUUGAAUUUAUGAAAAAAAAAAAAUGAGAAAGAUAGUCAACGAUUUGAUUUUCUGAACCGGGAAUAUGUUUGGCGACCAUGAUAAAUAUAUAGCAAACUGAGAUCCAGAUGAGACGUCUUAAAAGGGGCGUCAGGGCAGGUGAAUGAGAGCGGCCAUUAUUGAACACUGUACUGUUGCUUCGUUGUUGCAAUGCUCUAAAAUACUGUUAGUGGUCCAUUCUUUCCCCCACAGAAAAGCUGCUAUAUGACGGGUUAAAGCUCGAACAGCGCUGAGGACUGUGGAAAGUCCUGCAGCUGGGGGGGACUUGGGGAUGCAAACCAGUUUCCUUGAUAAAACCCGACUGUGGGAGCUGCGUCUGUGAAAAGUUGGAUUUCGAUGGGGGGUACGAUUGGCGGUGGAGGCAGCCUCAUGUUUGAAUAGGCCCCUGGGGCUUGAGGGGAAUGAGAGUAAAAGGGGGGGAAAGAAGAUGUGUGAGCCAGCGCUGGAGGCUGAGGCAGCCUCACGCUUGCAUCGGCUGCUGUAGUAGAGUGCCACGGUAAAGGGGAGGGGUUUGAGAAAGAAGGAAGCAGCUGUUGGAGUGCAUGUGAAGCUUGGCCUGCUAGCAGAGGCAGUCUCACGCUAGCUUCUGCUAGAGGAGCUGAAGGUCACUAAGAAGGAAAAGGGGAAGAUAGAGAAGGGAGAUGAGUCUGAUGUGCUGAGAAAGGGCGGGCAAGCCCAGCUGCAUGCAGAGCUGCAUCGACGAGAGCCAUGGUGCUGGGCUGAGCCGAAUCUGAAGGGGAGUGGGGCCUUGCGGUGAGAUGAGGGGAUCGUCUGAAGCUCACUGACGGCUUGGCGUGGCAACCUGAAGCUUGGAUAGUGCCGGAUCUCGUGUGGGAAAGAGGAGGAGUGGAGCAUAGCAAGCUUGCAGUCUUGCGAGCUUUGCUCAUUUUGCUGGUCACCUUUAGAGGUGGUGAUUUGGGCAAGAGGUUAGCUGAUUGCGUGCUAACGUAACAAGUGUACAGUUCCUCUUUGCUCAAUCGCCCCGAGAACUGCACGUCGUUAUUUAUCAGUGCUUUCCUCAAGCCCGCGACUGUCCACUUCUGGAUGAGGGAAACCAUUGACCCUGUCGAGCGGUAGGAUGAAGCCAGAGAAGCUGAAAGCCUUGUCGAUGGGGGUGAGACUGGGCUUCGCCGUGUUGGCAUGUGUGUGGUUCGGCAGAUUCAGCUACGGCCGCGGGAUGAGGCCUGGGGCUUGGUGUUGGAGGCUGACUGUGAGGGAGUAGUCCUGGGGUCGGUGGAUUGGGGCGGAUUAUUCGCAGAGAGACCUGGCUCGUCGUGGGACUGGGAAGACUGUGUCAGACAUGCUUAGGCAAAGGAGAGAACCAAAUGCUUGAAAGCUGUCAAAGAACGGAAAAUGACUGACUCUGAGAGAACUUUUCUUCGCACCGCCAUCAAAAAGAUUUUACCUGACCUUCCAGAGUUGACAAUAAACAUUUUAGAAGAGACCUUGCAGUCUCUGGGUGUAGAGACAUGUGAUGAUUUUAAGUUUAUCGAGGAAGCUGAUUUGCUGUCUGCGCUGAGGCCAGUUCAAGCCCGUAAAGUCCUUGCAGCUUUGAAGCUGUCAUGUCAGACUCCUGAAAGCAGCAGCUCAUCAGUUGAUGCCUUGCCAGGACCUUCCACAACCUUGCAGUCAUUUUCACCCCAAAGUUCACCAUCAACCUCUUCCAUCAACUCCCAAAGCCCUAACACAGAUUGGGUUUACACCUUUCAUGUACCAUGGGAUAAGUUACCAGAGGAACUGAUGCAGUUAUUAGAGUGUGGGAAACGACCAUGUCCACAAAUGAGAAGAGAGAUGUUCCGGAUUGUAGUUCAUGAGAUGAUGCGAAAAAAUCCCUGCCCAGGUAAAAGGAGUACUACUGAAGUUGCCAAAAAGAUGGUAGUGAAAUAUCCUAGAUCUCUGCAAGACAUAAUAGAGGGAGAUGUGAUUGGCACAGGGUACCACUCUUUGGUUAAGCAACUGCAAUAUAGGAUUGAAAACGUGAAACGAUCAACGACCCCAAAAUUAAGAAAACGAAAGCAUCCCAAUAAUGAGUCUGACACAGAUGAAGUCCCUCCAGAACAGAGAGCAGCAAUGCAGGAUACGUAUGGCUGCAUUAACUGGGAUUUAAAAUCCCUUCCUCUUGGAGAGACCCCAGAUAGUCAGCGACAAAAGAAAGAACAACUGAAGAUGAUCGUAAACAAGUGA
Messenger RNA from Triplophysa rosa, 2235 nucleotides. RefSeq lists its product as uncharacterized. The transcript has 4 exons. The record is from RefSeq and is a predicted model, not a curated record. NCBI's taxonomy places the organism in Eukaryota, Metazoa, Chordata, Actinopteri, Cypriniformes, Nemacheilidae. Bases 1405 to 2235 code for a protein of 276 amino acids.